CGCGCAGAUCAACAUCCGAUCCCGACCCCUUCAAAUACAAUCUCGAAGCGUCGAGGGUGUAAAACAGCGCUCACUCUACCGUGGAGCCGAGAGGGAAUACAUAAAAAUAAAUAAAUAAGGGCAAUAUUUUCAAAAUUCAAAUGUAUGCAGUCUUAAACAGUACAGGUAAUAUCGUUUCAAGGUUUUUCACCAUUUCAAACGCACUGAGAAAGCGAGAACAGACCAUUCCUAUUGAGUGGAUCCUGAAGCGAGAUUUACCAGGACUCGUCACGCUUGGAGAAUGGGGUGCAGAACACUCGUUGUAACGAUCGUCCUCGCCUGCGCGCUGCGAGUUUACCUGUCUGAAGGCGCCCCGGCGGAUGUACAGAGCGGCGAGGCGGAGCAGGCUGGGCUGUUGGACCGGUACAGGUCGUGGUUUGAUAACCUGGAAUUCACGGCUCCUCUUAGCGGUUUCGCGCAGGCGUACUACGAAGAUCACAUCAGACCUGUCACCUUGCCCCUGGUGAAAUGGGUUUCGGAUAAAGUCGAUUAUGCCUGGAGCUUCGUGUUUUAACCAAAAAAAGGAGUUCUGGAAUUAAUGCAUUAAUAAAAAAAUGACAUUUUCUUUU
This is a messenger RNA of Acipenser ruthenus (sterlet), 608 nucleotides long. RefSeq lists its product as uncharacterized. Lineage: Eukaryota; Metazoa; Chordata; Actinopteri; Acipenseriformes; Acipenseridae. The coding region runs from base 281 to 553 and encodes 90 amino acids. The record is from RefSeq and is a predicted model, not a curated record. The transcript has 5 exons.